This is a messenger RNA of Sclerotinia borealis F-4128, 462 nucleotides long. Lineage: Eukaryota; Fungi; Ascomycota; Leotiomycetes; Helotiales; Sclerotiniaceae. The record is from the annotation of a GenBank genome assembly.
AUGACCGACCAAGCACGUUGGAAAGCUACUGUUUAUGUUGGUGGUCUCUCCCACAUGGUCACAACCGCAAAUCUCGAAGCCGCAUUUUUACCCUUUGGAGAAAUAACAGAUGUCUCUAUACCCAAAGCAGAUGGACCCAACUCAACAGAGCCACAUCGGGGGUUUGGAUAUGUAGAGUUUGAGGAUCCAGAAGAUACCAAAGAUGCUAUCGACAAUAUGGACCAAUCUGAACUCUUCGGCAAGGUGAUCAAAGUCAAUGCGGCUAAACCUCCUAAGAGUGUGAACGAGGGACUGGGAAGCAAAACUGCUUUGUGGGAACAGGAGGGGUGGCUAGCAGAGAAUGCAGUGAGCGAGGAGGAUAAAGUGGCAGCUGAACAAGCUAGAGCCGGAGCUCAAGAUAGACCUGAUGAUCCCAUGCAAGGUCUAGAAGGUUUAGACGUGGCAGGGCCAAAGCCGGCUUGA